This is a messenger RNA of Vicia villosa (hairy vetch), 1598 nucleotides long. RefSeq lists its product as uncharacterized. The coding region runs from base 341 to 1576 and encodes 411 amino acids. The record is from RefSeq and is a predicted model, not a curated record. The transcript is spliced from 2 exons. NCBI's taxonomy places the organism in Eukaryota, Viridiplantae, Streptophyta, Magnoliopsida, Fabales, Fabaceae.
CAACCACAACAAAUCCAACUUCACAUAUAGUAGUACCAUUUCAAAACAAACUGCACAUUAAUUCCUAAGAAGUAUUCCUCUAAACUCAUUUAGUCUUGCCUAACUAAAUUGAUCAUAGGAAAGAAACUCGUCUUUUACUUUUCAAUCCUUCUCUCGUAGCACCUUCCAAGCUUUCUCAUCACGCUAUAUAACAAUCCACGAUAAUACCAACUCCCAUCCAUCACGCUUCUUCCAUUUCACCAUUCUUUUCACACUGCAUUCUCUUUUCUGUUAGUUUCAUUACACAUAUCACGUGAUCACAAAAAAAUCCGAAUCCCAAAAAACACGGUUCACAGUUGAGAUGAUGAAAAGUCCUAGAAAAUUUACGAAUCCGUUUAGUAAAUGGAUUUCCGAUACUAAUCGUCGUUUCAUUAUGUUAAUAAUUCCUCUUCUUGCUUUUAUCAUAUUCUUCUCUUUUCUUUUCGACCUUCCUUUUCAAAAAGUUAAGAAUGGCUUUUACGGCACUACUUCAUCUUCACCUUCGAAAGAUGAAUUGUUACGAUCGAAAAUUGCGGUGUGUUUGGUAGGUGGUGCUAGAAGGUUCGAAUUAACUGGACCUUCGAUAAUGGAUAUGAUACUGAAAGAGUAUCCUAAUUCUGAUCUUUUUUUGCAUAGUCCAUUAGACUCAGAUGCAUUCAAAUUCUCACUGUUGAAAUCUGCACCGAAAAUCGCCGCAGUUAAUAUAUUUCAACCGCAACCGUUACCGGAAAAUGAAUCCUUUGUUCGAGUUCUAUCAGCACAUAAUUCACCUAACGGAAUCCAGGGGCUUAUUCAAUACUUUGACCUAGUAGAAGGCUGCAUAACAAUGAUAAAUUCACACCAACAAAAAAACAACAUCAAGUACGAUUGGAUAAUCCGAACACGUGUUGACGGGUACUGGAACGCCCCACUCGGUCCAGAAAAUUUCGUUCCGGGUCAAUACCUGGUCCCAUCCGGUUCAUCCUAUGGGGGACUCAACGACCGGUUCGGUAUAGGCGAUCUACGAACCUCAACAAUAGCAUUAUCUCGUCUCUCUCUCAUUCCCAAACUAGAUUCUGCUGGAUUCUCAAAUCUCAAUUCAGAAUCAGCCUUCAAAGCUCAACUCACUACUCAGAGAGUAAGCUACCAAACAAAACGACUCCCGUUUUGUAUAGUUUCGGACCGGAAGUACGAUUUUCCUCCAACCCCGUUCGGUGUGCCGGUUGCGGCAUUGUCGAGCCGCGGUCCGUUAAGUGGAGCUAAGUGUAAACCGUGUAGACCGGUUUGUGUGGGUGUGUGCGUGGAGAAUGUGAUGAGGUGGGUUGAGAAGGGAUGGAGUUGGACCGAUUGGGCCGAUGGGUCACUCGAGCUGUGUAAUGCUGAGGAAAGUUGGGAAAACGGUUGGGAGAAUGUUUUUGAUAAAGUUGCUGGAAAGAAAUUUGGUAAUGCUAGGAAGAAAAUUCACUCUAUGAAAUUUGAUGAUUGUGUUCAUGAUUUUAUGAAGUUGAAAAAUCUCACUGCUCAAUGGAAUGCUCCUCCCAUUGAAGAAAUUUGUAGUUUGGGGUUAACACAUUCUUGAACGAAAUUGAUUAUUCUUUUUU